Molecule: messenger RNA, 394 nt
Organism: Blastocystis hominis
Lineage: Eukaryota; Bigyra; Opalinata; Blastocystidae
Exons: 3
Coding region: 35-370 (111 amino acids)
Cellular component (GO): cytosolic large ribosomal subunit
Molecular function (GO): structural constituent of ribosome; RNA binding
Source: RefSeq, a predicted model, not a curated record
CAGAAAAGAGGUUAUUUGUCUCGGAAAGGAAACAAUGUCUAGCGUUAAGAGAAAUAGCAAGAAGAACACUGAUAGCAUCAACAACAAGCUUCAGUUGGUUGUCCGAAGUGGAAAGCUUCAGCUCGGAUACAAGUCUGUUCUGAAGAGCCUUCGUUCUGGAAAGGCGAAGCUAAUUCUCCUGGCCAGCAACUGCUCUCCUCUGAGAAAGUCUGAGAUUGAGUACUACGCCAUGCUCUCCAAGACCACUGUCCACCACUACCAGGGUGACUGCAGCGAUCUCGGCACUGCUUGCGGAAAGUACUUCUCGACCUCGGCCGUGUGCAUUCUUGAUGCUGGUGACUCUGAUAUUCUUCGCUCCUUUGAGAUGUAAUUAAAGUCAGUCGAAUACCUCUAA